AUGUUCUUGCAGUGACAGCGCAAACAGAACUCUAAAUUUCUACAUGAACCAUCUGAAUGGCUGUGACAAGCGAAACAUCUGUCUGUUGUUCUUUGAAAAAGUGUGAUUUCGACAAGAAAAUAAGUUGUCAGGAUGAACCACGCGUGGAAGUGAACACCUUCAUUUCUGAGAAGUCUGCCCGUGAAAGUCUCCGAAAAUAUAACGAAUUCCUUGUUGCAUGGGGCACAAAUGGAGAUGCGACGUUUCACCAGUCGUGUUGGGAAAGUAUCUUAAAGGCAGCUCGAUGCCGAAAUAGGAAACGAUCUCCUUAUCCCCAGAUGAAAGAUGUGGAAAAGACAUGGGUGAAAGAGGCAGCCAAAACGGCGGAAUUCUUUGAUUCAUUGAACAAGAUCAGGAUAGAAGCAACGCGCAUUGUAAAGUUGAUUAAGCAAUGUAGUCACUGUGUUGUGUUUACAGGGGCUGGGAUAUCCACAUCGGCGGGGAUUGGUGAUUAUAGAGGAAAGAAUGGCAAGUGGACAAAGGAGGAUCAGAGAAUGGAGAACGCGAUGCAGGCGGAAAUAGAAUCUGAGGAAGACAGUUCACUGACAGAACCUCCAACUAAACGAGUGAAAAAACAGCUAAUUAAGCCAGAAGAAACUGAAGCUUCCACUUCAGAAGAAGAUGAAGUAUGCUAUGAAGAGCUGAGGCCGACAUACACACAUGAAGCCAUACAGAAGUUGAUGGAACUGGGUUACAUCAAACAUGUCAUCAGUCAGAACUGUGAUGGACUUCACUGUUUGUCUGGAGUACCAGCCCAGGCUCUGUCCGAGCUCCAUGGAAAUGUCUUCACAGAAGUGUGUGAAAAGUGCCAGAAACGAUACCACAGACCAUUUUAUGUCAUGGAUGACACAGCCAGUGCGUAUUAUGAGGAAUUGGCAGAUUUUGGGGAGACGGAUGUUGUGAAGCCAGCACACGCUUCACAGUGUAAGCUUUGUGGUUUAUCUCACAGAACAGGCAGACAAUGCAUGCAGAGGGGCUGUAAUGGCUAUCUUCGUGACACAAUCAUAAACUUUCGUGACAAUUUAGAGGAGGAUAUUCUGUCAAGAGCAACUGAGCAGUGUCAAAAGAGAGACUUAAUGCUGUGCUUGGGCACUACCCUGACAGUCACACCGGCCAGCAACCUCGUGCAGAUCACUGGACACCCUCACAGGAUUGUCAUCUGUAACAGACAGAAGACUCACAUGGACAAGGAGUGCCUGAAAACAGGGCCUGAUGGGAAAGCCCUUGGGAGCAGGGUGUUUGGUGACUGUGAUGUGCUGAUGAGAAUAGUUAUGAAGGAGUUGAUGUCAGUGGCUGAACUCAGCAUGUGGGAACAGGGUAGAGACGACAGACUAGCAGAGUACGCUAAAAACAGAAGCUUAAAGGUGGAGAAAACAUAAAAAUUACAGACGGUUUUUCUUUGAAUAGAAAAAAAAAAAAAGACACUUGAAAAUAAUUUUUGUAUGGUGGGUAUCUGGGACCACCUCUUGGCAUAUAUUGUCUUUGCGCAACAAAAGAAACUGUGUAUCUUGUUAGUAAUGAUGGAAAGUUGUAAUUUUGUCCUGCAACCUGUGGAUGGUCAUGUGUUCCCCCUGUUUGGGCUUUGCCCAGUUUCCUCCCACCAUAAUGAUGGCCGCUGUCGUGUAAGUGAAAUAUUAUUGAGUACGCCAUAAAAACACCAAUCAAAUAAAUGAAUAAAUGUGGUCUUUUCCCAACAUCACAGUCAGCAUACAGGGAGUGGAAGUGCUGGUUAGUCUGGGGCCAGUAUAAUGCUGUUUUGUGCAUGGUGUUAAAGUGCUGCGAGUACAUGCAUAUCAGCAUGCUCUGUCUUAAAAAAAAAAAAGACAGACGUUCACAUUUUAUAAACUGAUCACAAAAUACCCAAUAACCCUUAAGCUUGUCUUUUAAAGUAAAAACUAUUAAAAAGAAUUAUUUAAGGUGUUGAAAAUUAGCAAGAAACUUGGUAAGUGAUGGAGUUGUGAAUUUAGCAAGUUCUGCUGUUUAGUAUAGACUAGUUUGUUUUUUUAUUCUGUUUUUACACGUACUUCAUGGAGUAAGUUAGAGGAUGUAAUGUAUUGCAGUCUUGAAAUAUAAUAUUUAUCUGCUCUGUAUUUUACCUGAAACACAUGCUGGACAAAGAUUUUUGUUUAAAUGUAUCCCUCCAGUGUGAUAUGUGAUAGCCAUUUGUGAUGGAAAUAUGCCAAGUGAAACAAUAUAAGUACAUAUACUUGUAUACA
Molecule: messenger RNA, 2255 nt
Organism: Liolophura sinensis
Lineage: Eukaryota; Metazoa; Mollusca; Polyplacophora; Chitonida; Chitonidae
Product: NAD-dependent protein deacylase sirtuin-6-like
Exons: 5
Coding region: 57-1418 (453 amino acids)
Biological process (GO): negative regulation of transcription by RNA polymerase II
Cellular component (GO): nucleus
Molecular function (GO): NAD+ binding; histone deacetylase activity, NAD-dependent; transcription corepressor activity
Source: RefSeq, a predicted model, not a curated record